This is a messenger RNA of Penicillium subrubescens, 1392 nucleotides long. Its product is annotated as M20 family metallo-hydrolase. Gene Ontology annotation, molecular function: hydrolase activity, acting on carbon-nitrogen (but not peptide) bonds, in linear amidines. The transcript is spliced from 4 exons. The coding region runs from base 1 to 1392 and encodes 463 amino acids. The record is from RefSeq and is a predicted model, not a curated record. Lineage: Eukaryota; Fungi; Ascomycota; Eurotiomycetes; Eurotiales; Aspergillaceae.
AUGCUUGGAGCAAAAUCCACAACACGCGUCAUGCGCUUUAAUGCGCCCAGGGCAUUUUCUACAACCCCUCGAUUCCAUUCCACAGCAAGCCUUCAGAUCAAUGGAGACCGUCUUUGGAAGACAUUGCACCAGACAUGUGAAUGGGGUGCCGCUCAUCAAUAUGGAGAUGCCCCAACCGAGACGGGAAUGGCACGUCUGAGUCUUACCGAUGCAGAUGCCAAAGUACGAAAGUGGUUCGCGGAGGAGGUACAAAAACUGGGAUGUGCUCUUUCUAUUGACCAGAUGGGAAACAUGUUUGCCCGACAGUCCGGGUCGAAGAAGUCGUCUGCACCUAUGAUCGCCAUGGGUAGCCACCUCGAUACUCAGCCUCGGGGCGGUCGCUAUGAUGGCAUCUUGGGUGUGAUCGCCGCGCUGGAAGUAUUGCGGACUAUGAAGGAAAACAAUUUCAAGACGAAUUAUGAUGUUGGCAUUGUGAAUUGGACUAACGAGGAGGGAGCCCGAUUCCCGAAAUCCAUGUGCUCUUCUGGAGUCUGGGCCGGCGCGAUUCCAAUUCAGAAAGCGUGGGAUCUACGUGACAUUCAUGAUCCGAACGUGACCCUUCGUUCUGAGCUGGAGCGACAUGGCUAUCUUGGCGACAUUGCAUGCUCAAGUGAUCCCGCUACCGGUUUCACAUUGGGGGCUCAUUUCGAGCUACACAUCGAGCAAGGACCUAUUCUCCAGGAGACUGGCCGUUCGAUUGGCAUUGUGCAGGGUGCUCAAGGCUACAGAUGGCUCACAGUCACUGUUAAGGGCAAAGAUGCUCAUACCGGAACGACACCCCUCAGUGCUCGUCACGACGCCAUGCUUGCGGCUUCGAAGAUGAUCGUUGCCUCGAAUGCAAUCGCUAAGCGGCACGAUGCGCUGGCUUCUACGGGUAUCAUCAGGGUGCCAUCGAAUGCCUCUACCAAUACCCUUCCAUCUGAUGUGACUUUCACUUUGGACAUUCGACACCCUGAGGACAGGGCUGUGCAUGCUGUGCAGGAAGAAUUCCUAAAAGCCUUUGCCACUAUCUCCUCGGAGGAUGGCAGGGGUGUAUCUUUCGACUGGACCCUAGAUACCGACUCGCCUGCAGUUAAGUUCGAUCAAGGAUGUGUCGAGUCGAUCAAGGCAGUAGCGGAUCAUAUUGUUGGACCCGGAAAGUCAAUGUACAUGACCAGUGGUGCUGGUCACGACACUGUGUAUACCAGCAAGCACUGCCCGUCGGCCAUGAUUUUUGUGCCUUGUCGGGACGGCGUGAGCCAUCACCCGACCGAGUAUUGUACUCCAGAGGACUGCGCUCUUGGAACUCAAGCUCUGCUGGAGGCUGUCGUGCACUAUGAUCAGACCCGUGCCAAGACUGCGAACGGCAUCUAA